Molecule: messenger RNA, 1335 nt
Organism: Komagataella phaffii GS115
Lineage: Eukaryota; Fungi; Ascomycota; Pichiomycetes; Pichiales; Pichiaceae
Product: Mitochondrial phenylalanyl-tRNA synthetase alpha subunit, active as a monomer
Exons: 1
Coding region: 1-1335 (444 amino acids)
Biological process (GO): phenylalanyl-tRNA aminoacylation
Cellular component (GO): mitochondrion; cytoplasm
Molecular function (GO): phenylalanine-tRNA ligase activity; tRNA binding; ATP binding
Source: RefSeq, a predicted model, not a curated record
AUGAACAGGUCGGUGUUCAGGUUUGCGAGGUACUUUUCGACUAAGAAGGUGCCAACAAGUGUCACUGUUAAUGGCCAAACUUAUGCCACCGACAGCUGGACCAAUGUGCCCGCAAGUAUCGUGGCCUUGACGGAUCGUCAACUUCAUCUGGACCAAAAUCAUCCAAUUGGAAUACUACGAAGUCUAAUAGAAAAUUCGUUCAAAGGUAUGGGAUACACUUUCUAUAAUAACUUCAAACCAGUGGUUACAACGUUUGAAAAUUUUGACGUUUUGGGAUUCCCAGAAAAUCACCCAGGAAGGUCAAAGUCAGACACCUACUACAUCAAUGAAAAAACACUGUUGAGAACGCAUACCUCCGCCCACGAGCACGAAUGCUUCCAGAAAUGCUCAACUCCCGGUUAUUUCAUCUCUGCUGAUGUUUAUAGACGAGAUGAGAUUGACAGAACGCAUUAUCCGGCUUUCCACCAAAUGGAAGGUGCUCGUAUCUGGAGUCGUUCAGAGCUCGGGGAUUCAUUGCAUGAAAAAUUACGCCAGGACAUAGCUUCCAUUCCAAAAGUUGACAUAAUAGUGGAAGAUCCAAACCCUGCUUUCAGUGAUGCAACAAAUCCAAAACAGUCUUACAUGACUGAUGUUGAGACGGAUCUGGUAUCUCAACAUCUGAAAAGAACCCUUGAACUUCUGGUCAACCAGGUCUUCAACGAGGCCAAAAAAUCUGCGAAGUUGGCAGGAUCCGAAGAACCAUACUUGAACGAACCAUUACGUGUCAGAUGGAUAGAAGCUUAUUUCCCUUGGACAGCUCCUAGUUACGAGAUUGAGGUCUGGUGGAAGGGAGAAUGGUUAGAGGUCUGCGGCUGUGGAGUCGUGAGAGAACAAGUUCUGACGAAUUCUGGUAUUGAAGACACCAUUGGUUGGGCUUUUGGUGUUGGUCUAGAUCGAAUUGCUAUGCUCUUGUUUGGUAUUCCCGAUAUUAGAUUGUUCUGGACUCUUGAUGAGAGAUUUAGCUCGCAAUUUACUAAAGGCUCGAUCACUACUUUCAAACCGUAUUCCAAAUACCCAGGAACUACUCGUGACGUUUCUUUUUGGCUUCCGGAUACCGACAAACUACCUCUGCACGAGAACGACUUGAUGGAGAUUGUCAGAGACACAGCUGGUGAUUUGGUAGAAAGCGUCAAAUUGGUGGAUCAGUUCGUGCACCCCAAAACUGGUCGUAAGAGCCAAUGCUACAGAAUAAACUACCAAUCUAUGGACCGCUCACUAACAAACGAUGAAAUUAACGUUUACCAAGAGAGGGUAAGAGAUAUUUUGAGUUCUACCUACGAAAUAGAACUCCGUUAG